Messenger RNA from Rattus rattus (black rat), 6195 nucleotides. It is a transcript of the gene Cfap44, whose product is annotated as cilia and flagella associated protein 44. NCBI's taxonomy places the organism in Eukaryota, Metazoa, Chordata, Mammalia, Rodentia, Muridae. Bases 81 to 5627 code for a protein of 1848 amino acids. Gene Ontology annotation, molecular function: protein binding. The transcript has 35 exons. The record is from RefSeq and is a predicted model, not a curated record.
UGCUGUGGCAACCGCAGUAAACGGAGUCCUUGGGCAGGUGUGACUAGAAACCAGCUGCUGUGGUGAACACCUCUGAGAACAUGAAGGAGCCAGGUGACCAGGACACCGAUGGGGGAAGAUCAGGGUCAAGGAGUGAGGGAAAGCAGUCUUCUAGGUCCACUUCGAAAGCUGCAGAAGACAUCACAGAUGACCUCUUUACUGAGGGGGCGGAGUCAUUUUUGGACGAUGACUUGGAUUUGGAGGAUAUGAACGAAAGCUCACAUUCAUCUCAAGAGUACUUUUACACUCCUGUGGUUCCCCAGGAGCCUCCGCCUGAACCUAAGGAAGAACCAGAAGAGGUAAAGAAGAAGCUCUCAGAGACCUUCUACUACGACUACCUCGAGCUCAUCUCCACACCAUAUGUGUCUUCACCAGAUAGGAUCCCGCUUUAUUUCCUCGCCCUCAACCAUUCUUUUGGUUAUGACUGCAAAAGGCGAGCCAACCUACAGCUUCUGGACAACAACACGUUGAUGUACAUCGCUGGGAACCAAAUGGUCCUGCUGGACUUUAGAAACAAGACGCAAAUGUACCUGCAGAGUAGCAGUGGCCAAGGGAUCGGUGCCAUUGGGGUUCAUCCAGAUAAAACUUACUUCGCAGUCGCCGAAAAGGGAAGUUUUCCAAAGAUUAUCAUCUACGAGUACCCUUCUCUGAAGCCCUACAGAAUCUUGCAAGACGGGACAGAGAAGGCCUAUGCUUAUGUAGACUUUAACAACGAGGGGAACCUGCUGGCCUCUGUCGGCUGUCAUCCUGAUUACACAAUAACCAUCUGGGACUGGAAAGGCGAGCAGCCCAUACUGAGGACAAAAGCGUUCUCUCAGGACGUCUUCAAGGUCACUUUCAAUCCUGAUAAUGAUGAGCAGUUAACUACAUCGGGAUCCGGCCACAUCAAGUUCUGGGAGAUGGCUUUUACAUUCACUGGUCUCAAGCUGCAAGGAUCACUUGGGCGAUUUGGAAAGACAUCCACUACUGACAUAGAGGGCUAUGCAGAGCUUCCAGACGGGAAGGUACUCUCAGGGUCAGAAUGGGGCAACCUGCUGCUUUGGGAAGGCAGCCUCAUCAAGGUGGAACUCUGCCGGACUGGCAUGAAGUCUUGUCACAAUGGUUCCAUUAACCAGAUAAUGCUGGAUGAGGGGGAAGUCAUCACUGCCGGGUCAGAUGGCAGUGUUAGGAUAUGGGACUUUGAGACUAUCGACACUGCUGACGUCAUAGAUGACAGCGGGUUGUUAGAGAUAGAGCCCAUUAAUGAACUUCACGUAGACAAGAGCGUCAACCUCUUCUCAAUGAUCAAGAUGAAUGAAGUUGGAAAUAACUUCUGGCUGGCUCAGGAUGCCAAUGGAGCCAUAUGGAAGCUUGACCUUAGCUUUUCAAAUAUCACCCAGGAUCCAGAAUGCCUCUUCUCUUUCCAUUCUGGAGCCAUUGCAGCCUUGGAUGUUUCCCCUCUUACUUACCUCAUGGCCACAACUGCCUUAGAUUGCUCCGUUCGUGUCUAUGAUUUUGCUAGUAAAAACCUUCUGGUUCAGAUGAAAUUCAAACAAGGGGGCACCACCCUCAUUUGGGCACCUCUGACAGUAAGCAUUUCUGGAUCACAGAUCGUAGUAGGAUUCCAAGAUGGCGUCGUCCGAAUUCUUGAACUCUUUGAUCCAAAAGGACUUACGGUUUUUGCUGGACGGAAGAAACUCUCAGAUGCCGAGUUACACUUGAAAUAUGUCUUCAAACCUCACACUGAAGUAGUUACGGCUUUAGCUUAUGAACGUGAUGGGGAGGUCUUAGCCACUGGGAGUGAUGACAAGACUGUCUUCUUUUUUGAUGUGGAGAAGGAAUACAAGCCGAUUGGUUAUUAUAACGCUCCUGGGCCCAUUUGCCAGUUGAUGUGGUCUCCACACAGUCACCCUGACAGCACUUUAUUGAUCAUCUGUGGGAACGGCUAUAUUCUCGAAUGUGUAUGCCCAACCAUUAAGGAUGUAGAUGAUCAGAACCUUGUCACGUUUGCUAUCCCGGACAUGUUAGUCAGAUGCUUCCAUUUCACGAGUGUCAAAUCUAAGAUUUUGAGAUAUAUGGAAGUACAAAGGAGAGAAAAACAAAAGGAGUUGAGGGAGAAGGAAAGGGAAGAAAGGAAGAGGAGGCUGACGGAAGAGAAGGAAGCCCUCGGAGAACAGGAAAUACAGGAGGAGGAGGAGGAGGAGGAGGAGGCCAGUGAGGAGGAGGAGGAGGAAGAGGAGGAGGAGCCGCUGCCUGAGCUCUUCACCCCACCCACACCCUCUCCUAUCCUCUGCGGCUUUUACUCGGUGCCAGGGCAGUUCUGGGUGUCCUUGGGCAACUAUGAUUCUGGUUUUCUAUAUCACUGUCAGUUUCCGUCACAUCUCGUUAAAGAUGAUUUUGAAAAACUGGAAAAUGAACCAUAUGAUUUCCGAAUUCUUGAGAAUACAGAUGACAACCCCAUCAGAACAAUCACUUUCAGUAGUAACUAUACUAUGAUGUUCUGCGGAAUGAAAAAUGGAGCAAUUCGAACAUAUUUCCUAAGUGAGAACGACCCCUACCUGGUCAGUUUGCAGGACUACUGGCAUUUCAACGUGCAUGACAAUAAUUAUGGAUCUGUUAAAAGUAUCUUUCCUAGUUUUGAUGACCAGUACUUGGUGACUGCCGGAGAAGAUGGUAAUAUCUUUGUUUUUGACAUUUUUUCUGAAUUUGUUAUUCAGAAAGAGGCCAAAGCCCAUGUGCCAUCUCCCAGGUAUGGGAUUGAAACAGAGGUCGCUCCAGAAGACAUUGAUGAUCCCAAAGCCUACAGUAUUGAGAAUGCCAGGAGGAAACGAGAGCAUGAUAAGUUGAUGAAGAAGGUAGAAGAACUAAAAGCUCAGAAGAGACAACAAAUCAAAAUUCUGAGGAAUGAGUUUUGGAAGCUGUUAGCACUGAAUAAAGAGUUACCAAAGCAUAUGCAGUUCCAUCGGACUGAAUUCAACAUCGAUGCUAAAAUUCACGCUGAGAUCCACAAGAAAACAAGUGUCAAAAUCGAGCAAGUGGAAAAGGAACUGGCUUGGGAAAAGCAGAAGUACGAGCUCGGCCUGAAGAAGGUCCAGGACAGAUUUCGUGAACCAUUGGAAAGUGACACCGUUGUGGUUUACGCCAUCCAGAGUGACCACCAGAUAGCCUCCUAUAGGCUGGUGAAGCCCUCUAAGUAUUCCAAGUUAAAACGUCCAAGUCAGACUGACAGAAGACCUAGUAAAAUGGAGAGGUUCGAAAAGGAAGGGCCUGGCAAGAGGGAGAGCCAAAGAGAUACAGGUGGAAGUCUGAGCCUACAAGAAGAAGUAGUAUUGGAAAAAGGGAAGAAAGCUCGGCCUAGAACUUUAAGUGAAAUUAUGGUAGAAAACCAAAUCGAGAAAACAAGGAAACUCGUACAACAAGCCGAACGGGCUCAGCUCAAGAUCCUGCAGCGCAAAAGGGAAUGGGAGGAGCUUUACAAGAGCAAACCUGAUGAUGACUAUGAGGAUCCCAGAGAUGUCCAGGCCAUCAAAGAAGCCCAGACAUUCAUGGGAGAUUUCAAUCUGAAGACAGCCGCGGACUACAAAAUUCCCGAGCACAUGAGAAUCAACGCGGCCAAGAAGGAGGAGGAACUGGGGCUCCUUGACACGAUGGCCCACGGAAAGAAGCGGGACAUGAACAAGUGCAUACUUUCCCUUCGAGAUCUCAAGUUGGCCGUCAUCGAGGAGAUCCAGUGCCUGGUACAAGAACUGAAGACCAUUCAGUCUUCCAUCCCCCCGGCCAAGCACAUGACCAUCCCCCAAGUCCCGCAGAUAUAUCCAGAAGAAGUUCCAGAAAGGAGAUUUCAGUACGACGAGGAAACACUCUUGAGAUUUAAGAGGAAGCAGCAGAAGCAGCGGCAGGAUGACAAGAGCAGCAACAGCAGCAAGCAGUCAGGAUCUGGGGCCUCAACUGGGGGAGGGCUAGGGUUCCUCAAACUGUCCUCUGGCAAGGAAGGAGACCUGACAACGAGAGACUCCCUGUCUCGGUCGUCCAAGGCAUUUGCUUUCCUGGAGCUUCCAAAGGCAACCGAGUUUGAGAAGGCGGAGCCAAGCGACGUGGAGUUGGAGAUUAUGAAGAGAGAUGAGGUUAAACAUUUGUACAUGCAACAAUUUUUGUGCAACAGGAUCAAAGAGCUGACUGUCACUUUCGAUGCAGAACUUCAUCUUCUAAGACAUCAGAAACUGAAGCUGGACACUCAGAUGAAAUUAUCUGACCUACACCACGUCACGCUAUUUCAAGAAAUGCUUCUCCUCAAGAAUUUUGAGAAACAGGAAAAUAUUCUUCAAGAGCGAGUUAACUCCUUAGACCGAGAGGAGCAAGACAUGCAAUGGAAAAUAAACGAAACUCUUAAAGAGAUGGAAGACAAAAAGAAUGAAAUCAACAAACUCCAGGAGCAGGAAAAGUCGCUCUACUCUGGCUUCCAGUCAGCCCUCGGAGAAAACAAUAAAUUUGCAAACUUCCUCAUGAAGGUCCUGAAGAAGAAGAUUAAGCGGUCGAAAAAGAAGGAAGUUGAAGAAGCCGACGAAGAUGAAGAGAGCGAGGAGUCCAGUGAAGAGGAGUCCAGCCUGGAGAGCGAUGAGGGCGAGUCCGGCUCUGAAGAUGAGGUUUUCGAUGAUUCCAUCUGCCCUUCCAAUUGUGAUUUAAGUCUUUUUGAACUGGCCCUCCAACUUCGAGAGAAAAGACUGGACAUUGAAGAAGCCCUGGUUGAAGAAAAGAAAGUUGUUGAUAACCUGAAAAAAGAAUAUGACACAAUCUCCAAAAAGGUAAAAGUUGUGGCGACAAAUCUGAAUGCAGCCGAGGAAGCCCUGGAGGCUUAUCAGCGAGAGAAGCAGCAGAGGUUGAAUGAGCUGCUGGUUGUCAUCCCUCUCAAGCUCCACCAGAUAGAGUAUGUGGUAUUUGGGGAGGUGCCUGAAGACCUCUCUGGGACCUUGAUCUUCUCCAACCACUCCCUCGAUCGGCUGCAAGAAAGAAUCGUACAGCUCCAGGAGGAAAACGCCAAGCAGCAAAAACUUAACAGAGAAUGCAGGGAGAGGCGGAAGCUGCUCAUCCGGGAAAAGAGAGAGAUGGCGAAAACCAUCAGCAAAAUGGAUGAAACUGUCCGAGAGCUAAUGAUCAGCAAGUUUGGCCGCGUGAUCGAUCUGGAAGCCCUCCAGACCCUUUCUGUUAACACAACCCUUGAAGAACUGAAGAUCAAAAAGCUUCGGAAGGAGCUAUCCAAUGCAAAGGAGAUAAGGAUGUGGGAGGAAAAGAUUGCUCAGGUGCGCUGGGACCUGAUGAUGAAGACGAAGGAGCACACCAAAAAGCUUCACCAGAUGAACGACCUGUGCCUCGAGAAGAAGAAACUUGAUUCCAGGUUGAACACACUCCAGAACCAGCAGGGAAACGCCUUCCAGGGCCCCCGGAAAGCAGAUAUAGUGGCAAAGCAGAGAGUCACCGAACUGGUCCAAACCCAGUCAGAAAAGAUCUCUGCGUUAAAGGAAGAGAUCGCGCUUUUGCGGAAGAAGGGGGGGCUCAUCCUACCUCCCAUCGCGCCCAUGCAAGAGAAUGAAAUGAGGCACAUGGACGCUUAAGAGUGCUGUCUUCUCAUUUCCACCCAAGAGUUUCAGAGGAAUUCACCAGUCUCCAUUCCCAUUGCCCACAACAAUCCUCUUGCUUUAAAGCGAACCAUAGUGAGAUCUUCAAAAAAGACUCCCGCGCCGUGACUUAACGCUAUUUCCCUAGGUUAGAGAUCACCGAGACACUGACGUGUACUUAGGACUGUGCUGAGUUACGUGUUUUCACCCUAAGCUGAGUAUGAAGAAGGCCGAAUCUCAUAGCUGCAAGAAGGCCGCGGUUAGACGUGUUUCCAGAAAAAUAUCUGUUUUCUCCGGUAUUCCGAAUCUGUAGCCUUUGGCAAGGAAAACUAUUAUUCAGCAACCCAGGAAGAAACUUCCUUCCCUUAGUCCUUGGAUCUUUAGAAAAUAAACUGUGUUAAAUAGUCUGCAAAAGGACACGAGAGAGAGAAAAAGCAAACCAUCCUGCCAAUAAUAACUUAGAGUAAGAAACACAAAUCUGAACGUUGCUAUUGUUGACUUCAUAAAGCAGUCAACAUAAAGAGGGCUCGGGACUGAGGAAAAACACAGACAGACACAGCAAAAC